GGGGGCGAGCCGGGCCGUGAGGGAGCGCGCGGGUGUCCGCGAGCCGCGGCCGAGACCGGAGCCAGAACCAGAACCCGGAACCAGAACCCGGGCCCAGCCCGACCCGACCCAGCCCCACCGGGCGGCACCUCCGACACCGCCAACAAACCUUCCCCCCCUCCGAUCCACCUCGGCCCGCCGGCCCCCGUCCCGCCGCCACCAUGCUGGCGCUGCUGUCCCGGCUGCUGGACUGGUUCCGCUCGCUCUUCUGGAAGGAGGAGAUGGAGCUGACCCUGGUGGGGCUGCAGUACUCGGGCAAGACCACCUUCGUUAACGUCAUCGCGUCAGGUCAGUUCAGUGAAGAUAUGAUUCCUACUGUGGGCUUCAACAUGAGAAAAGUUACAAAGGGUAAUGUUACAAUAAAGAUUUGGGAUAUAGGAGGGCAGCCACGAUUCCGAAGCAUGUGGGAGAGAUAUUGCAGAGGAGUUAAUGCUAUUGUCUACAUGGUAGAUGCUGCAGAUCGUGAAAAAAUAGAAGCCUCUCGAAAUGAGCUGCACAAUCUUCUAGAUAAGCCACAGCUACAAGGAAUCCCUGUUCUAGUACUUGGAAAUAAGAGAGACCUUCCUAAUGCUUUGGAUGAGAAACAGCUAAUUGAAAAGAUGAACCUUGCUGCUAUUCAGGACAGAGAAAUCUGCUGCUACUCAAUUUCUUGCAAAGAGAAAGAUAAUAUAGAUAUCACGCUUCAGUGGCUUAUUCAGCAUUCAAAAUCUAGAAGAAGCUGAAGUCUUCCUGGAAUCUCCAGAACCAGUUGGCCAUAAUCUCAAUUGUCCACUUCCCUCCAUAAUGAGAUAUUACCCAAAAAUCCUGUAUCAAGAAUCUGCCUUUUCACAGUUCAUUUCUCAUGUGCACUGCUGAAGACUUGUAUUCCUAUUCUGUCACAAAACAACUAGAGUUGUCAUGAUAAAGUCAGCACAAAUAUUUAUUUUACAACCAUCUACGGUGGGAGGGUUUUGGGGGGGCUUUUUAAAAAAAGACUAUCUCUCUAUCAUGUUAACUAUGAUGGUACACUCUGUUCUGGUUUUUCAGGGCCAGGUUUUUAUAUGAUUUUCAGCAAGUGUUUUAUUUCUAGUGUUUAGUGGCUUGAAGAUGCUGAUGCUUGACAGCAUUAAGAUUCUGUAAGGUGCCACAUACAGUAGUUAGAAAACAUUUAAGCGUGAGCUGUGAGAUACUGAUCUGUCUCACAAAUGCAUGUGAUGUGUGUUUGUAAGCAGAGAAAUGGAAACUGUUUGCAAAGGGGAGCACAAGGCAUAGAUCAGCAUCAUUAAUCUACAGCUGAGAUCUUACCCAGUCACUUGAAAUCAAGAAAACUCUCAUGAUGAAUUAGGAAAGAGUCAACUGCUUAAAAUCAUUCUGUUGCUUCUGUUUAACAUUUGUGUGGGGGAUGGGAGUGGACCGCUCUGUCAAGCUUUCAAAAAUUGGAGUAUUUCAGCAUGAAAACCAAUUGCUAGGAACAUCAGACUUGGCUCAAAUACAUCUUUCUAUCCACAGAUUCUCGAGGUCUCUAUCUGGAACCAGAGCGCACAUUCUGAGCAGCUGCAUGACACUUAAAUUACUGAUGUUUUCCUGUAGAGUCAGUCGGUUAGUUGUUGAGCUGUAGCACAAUAUCUGUGUGAUUGUCUGGUGUCUCCCCUGCUCAUGAAGUGGCUGGGCACAGUUUCACCUGGUGCUAUGAACAGCUGGGCUAUUGUGACAACUCUAGACCUGCCUGCUUUCUUGAUGUAACCAUGUGCAAAGUGGCAAGAUGAAGUGUUCUGCUGCAUCAAAGCACAAGAGAGCCAAUGAAUUGAUCCUAUUUCUUGACUAGUUCCUACAGUAUAGGAAAGUAUCUGUAAACUAAAGAUUGUAAUGUUUUUGUAGCUUUUUUUUUCUUUCUCUCAGUGACUUCAGUAUAUUUAAAAGGACAGACUUGUUAAUUCUGGUUUGUUCAUACAGUACUGUCAGUGUGGCUUACAAGUGUGUGCAAAUACAUGCUACACCUGCUCGUGUUGCUUCACACUGUGUGUGAUUCUUCACCUAAAUGUGGAGUUUGCAUUCUGUCCAAGUCCUUUGGUUGCAAACACUGUUCAGCCCAUAUUGGUUGUGACAAGCCAGUUUUAAUUUAGCCUGCCAUAGCCUUACUGUUCUGUAUGAACUGUUGCAUUGUUGCACAGACACUACAUGCAGCCUGCAUUCAGUCUCAGCUUGCAUUCUAACUUUUUGUCCCCUUUCAGUUCUCUGAAGCAUGGUUUCAAUGAAUUCAUACUCUGGUGCUGUAGAGGAGAGGGUAUAUUAACUUGCUACUGUAGUCCCUAGUUCACCAGGAACUGCUACAGUUACUUUAUUUAGCAAACUUGCUUGUGCCUAAAAUAAGGAAACUAAACUAGAAUGUGUGGAUCUUUGUGGGGGACCAGGUCACUGUUUAAUUAACUGGCCUAUAGCUAAACUCGAUGUGUUUGGUGUUUAUAUACUUCACUGCUUUCAGCGUUUAUGGCAUCCAAACACUACCAAUUGUUAACCUGUGCAUUACUCUCUGCAUGUGAACAACUUAUACAAUUACUGAACUUUGUAAAUACGUGAAUUUUUUUUUUAUUUAGGUGAUGCAUAUGUUGGUUUGCUGCUCUUCAGCUUUACUCAAUAAACUUCUGUUUUGAGGGUUGUAUUGACACUGAACUGACUGAUGAGUUGAUGUGGCUAAACUCAUGGCAAUAUGUUAUGGGGGGUCUGUACUCUCCCAAAAGAUUACAGUGGGGGAAGAAGUCUCAGAAAAUACUUGAAUUUUGUUAUGAUCUGUGCUUCAGCUAUCUGAGGGAAGUGCUUACAAAACUACCUUUCAGGCCUGGGGUUUUCUGAGCUUACAUGACCAAGCUUGGCUAGUCAGUCUCAGCAGACCUCAGUGUUUCAUUGUGUUUAUGAAAAGCACCAGAUUGUCAGCUGGAGGGGUUUAAGUAGGGGCAGCCUUCUGGAGCUCUGUCUUCAUGAAAAAGUGCAUGUGUCUACAAGCUUGUUUCUUGCUGUCAAGUCUAGAGCUUUUCUAGUGUCAAAUCUAGCAGUGCCUGAUCAUUCACUGCCAAUUAAAGCAUUAAGAUUCUUAUUGGAAAGUGAGGCUUUUGUUGACUGAGGUCUUGAACAAAAUCUUUGCUGUGUUGUUGUUGGUUUUGGUUUUUUAUCAGAAGUUACACCAACUUCUUCCCAGAUGCUUUAGCUGCAUUAUUUUCUCUCAGUCACUGAUUAGCUUUCAGGCCCAAAUAUCAACAUCUUCCAAGUACUGGUACCAAAUUGGAUGUUUUCUAUUCAGGGCUUGCUUCCUUGUAAGCUUUCAGAGUUGCUGAGCUGUAUCAGGUUACCUUUUAGGCCUGAGUACUGGUUAGUUAGCAUCCUCCAUCUGUAACUCAGCUGGUGGGAGGAACUAUUGAACUGUUGAGUAAAAUAUUGUGUGCAUUUUUCUUAGUUGAUGGGAGUUUCCUGCAUGUGGAACAAGCAGCCUGAAGUAACAUUCAAAGCAAAAUGCCUCUAGACACAAAAUCUGAAAACAGCAUUACUGCUGCCAGCUUUGUCACCCAGGUUGGUCUGAUACCAGUGUUAAUCACUUCAACCAGCAGUGGUGUGAACAGCUGAUUGCUUGAGGUGGGAUUUAAGGAAUAGUUUCUAAAUGGAAGUAGCCAGGGGAGUUCCAGUGGCCACCUAUGGUGUGUGCUCUAAAAAGUGCAUUUGCAUUUCUUCAUGAAAUGACUGCCUAGGGUCUCACAGCUAGUCUUGUACUGUUCUGCCAGAUGCCUUGAGUUGCUCAGCUGGCAGAAAUGCAGCCCUGGAAGAGGCUAUUUGAAUUCAGUGCAGAGGAUUAAACACCUUUCUUCUUCCAGGGUUUGAUUAACUUGCCAACUACCUUCAUUGUGAGACAGAAGGGAAGUGUAGGAAGCCUUUCCAGAGAAGUGAGGCUGUUCCUGCCACCUUCCAGCCUUGCACUGGGAACACUACUUGCUCAUCUGCCACAGUUAAGUCCAAGAUUACACCUUUUCUGUUCUAAUAAAGGUGUGGAGCCUAGGAUAGGCAUUAGCAGUGUUGUCUGAUGAACUUGGGUGCUGUAGUUGUGUUCUGCUUCUAGAUUGAUUACUUACUUGUCUCUGGCUCUUGAGUGGGCCUGGCUAGUAAAAAGAGGAUGAACAAAUUUCUAAUCUUCUUAAGUUGCUUUGUGGGAUUCAUUUUAGUAAACUAAAUUAUUGUACUUAAACAUCAGUAGCUGUAGUCCUGCAACUCUCUUCUGAUGUAUCUGCAGCAGGCCUUGAACAUCAGCAUAGUAAGAAAAAUGGGUCUUGUGAAAAGGCAAAUGCUGAGCCAGAGAGAGCUCUUGGUCAGGAAUCUGGAUGCAAGCUGGACACCAGUCAUACCAGCAUGACCUCGAGAUGUGGUGGUAUUGCAUGGUAUUAAAUGUUGGGUUUUGUUCAGUACAAGCAGUGGCUUUCCUUGAUAGAGCAGAGCAUCUCUGGCCUGGCCUGGGAAGAGAUGUUUGUGUGUGCACCCGCAGCACCAGGCUGUGUGAAGGUUUUCCUUGGAAUGUUCAUGUCCUGUCAGCAGUGUGUGGAUGGAUGGGGGUUGCUUUGAGCACAGUUACAGGGCAGCAUCACUCUCAUCAGCACCCUGAGUGCUGCUGAGCAUCUGAGCAGUUGCACAGAGCAGUUCUGUCCCUCCCCACUUGGCAGCCUGAGAUAUGCACAAGUGUAGAGCUGCUUCAUGAACUAAAAAUUUAGUUUCUUAUUGAUUUGUGUUUUCUCUUUGCAUCUUGAUGGAAAUGAGUUGGAAAGAUGGCCCUUUGUGUGUGCUGACAAGCGGAACUGCAUAGUCUUCACUUUCUGGUAGAAGAAAGAAGGCCAAAGAAAAUGCCUUAAACAGCCUCUGUGGUUAAAUUAGUGUAGGAAUGUUGUGCAGGGAUUUACGAUAACUUGAAGUGUGACCUAGCUGGUUUAUCGAGCUUUUAACUUUUCUAAGGUUUCAUUUUCUAGUUUCUGUGGCUGUGGCAUGUCUUGAGUUGCUUGGUGUGUGUUUACUGACUGUGAAAGCAAUGUGCUUCCUCCUCCCUUCCCAUGCCCAGCACUGCUCCCUGCGGGCUGCCUGCUGCACUGACCCUGACUCCAGAGAGCCCUGUGAAUUCUAAGCAGGGGGGGUUGGGUGUAAAUCGGGUUUUCUGAGCUGUCUUGCUAAGAGCAGGGGAUUGCCAAAGACACCGAGAGCAAAGCAAGGAGUUGAGUUAAAGGGCAAGUAACCUGGGAGUGCCUGAGAGUGGUGUGUGCUUCAGGACUUCUGUUCCCAAAAGCAUGGGUGUAGAAUGACUCUCGUCUCACUAAAUCAUAAACCUUGAGUGCACAGUCUGUUGUUUUAGGGCUGCAGAAGCUGAAUGUUAGAGUCUGCCUUGGUGAAACAUGUUUUCUUUACAUGUUUUAAGUGACAAAAGCAGGAUGGCACUGGAAGGGGUAUGUGCAUGUACUCUUUUGAAGGAGAAGUAAAAAAAAAUCUGUUUUAUUUCUGUCUCAGUGGAAGGUGGGUAAGUAGACCUUUGUGCCAGGAUUAGUGCCUUUUAAUUAUGACAUGACAGGUUUUGUUCUGUUAAAGGCAACAUCUAUCAUUGUGAUCAUUUUGAAGUGCUUCAAUAAAGUGUUGUUGAAAACCA
Calypte anna (Anna's hummingbird) is the source of this 5680-nucleotide messenger RNA. It is a transcript of the gene ARL8B, whose product is annotated as ADP ribosylation factor like GTPase 8B. Bases 201 to 761 code for a protein of 186 amino acids. NCBI's taxonomy places the organism in Eukaryota, Metazoa, Chordata, Aves, Apodiformes, Trochilidae. Gene Ontology annotation, molecular function: GTP binding; GTPase activity. Gene Ontology annotation, biological process: anterograde axonal transport; protein transport. The record is from RefSeq and is a predicted model, not a curated record. The transcript has 7 exons. Gene Ontology annotation, cellular component: lysosomal membrane.